This is a messenger RNA of Equus caballus (horse), 2551 nucleotides long. It is a transcript of the gene HERPUD2, whose product is annotated as HERPUD family member 2. Gene Ontology annotation, molecular function: protein binding. NCBI's taxonomy places the organism in Eukaryota, Metazoa, Chordata, Mammalia, Perissodactyla, Equidae. The record is from RefSeq and is a predicted model, not a curated record. Gene Ontology annotation, biological process: endoplasmic reticulum unfolded protein response.
CCAGGCUUAAAGGGGACGCAGACCUUCCGCACAACAACAACAAAACCAGCGCGCUCGCGGCCGGCGCCUCGGCUCUGGUCCCCGCCCUCCUGCCACCUGCCGCCGCCUGGGCCCCGCCCGGCCUGUGCCCCGCUGCCCUGCCCCAGGGGUCAGGCGGAGAGCGGGCCGCACCCUUCGGCCAACUUCUCCCGCAGCCAGCGCUCCGCCUCGCGAGACCCAGGGCCAGGCUGUGGCCGCCACCGAGCAGCAGGAAGGGAGCGGCCACCGCGGAAGACGUUCGGCCGGCGGCCCUGCCCAGGCGUGAAGGGUGGCGGUGGCGGGCCCCACGGCCUUCUCUCAGUCCGGAGCCCGGCGGAGCCCGGACCUGGCGGGGAAAACUGCACCCACGGCCGGGCCCCCCGACCCCGCCGCCGCCGCCACCACCGCCACUACCGCCACUGUCCAUCAUCCUUGGUACCGGCAAUGGCCUUUGUAUCGCCCGAUGCGCGUGUAACUGACGUGGACACGGAAUAUUAAGAACCUACUCGCUGCGGUCCCUAUCCCAGUCGCGCCGGCAGUAACCACCUAGGAUCAUUUGAGCUUAACUGCUGCUCCUCUUGACUCUCUCUAUUCGUCUUUGGGGGCCACCAUGGACCAAAAUGGGAUGGAGAUUCCUGUGACCCUCAUCAUUAAAGCACCGAAUCAGAAAUACAGUGACCAGACUAUUAGCUGCUUCUUGAACUGGACCGUGGGGAAACUAAAAACGCAUCUGUCUAACGUGUACCCUAGCAAACCAUUGACGAAGGAUCAGAGAUUGGUGUAUUCGGGCAGACUGCUUCCCGAUCAUCUGCAGCUGAAAGACAUUCUCAGAAAACAAGAUGAGUAUCAUAUGGUUCAUCUAGUAUGUACUUCUCGGACUCCUCCCAGUUCUCCAAAAUCCAGCACCAGUAAAGAAAGUCACGAAGCAUUGGCAUCCAGCAGCAAUUCUAGUUCAGAUCAGUCAGAAUCAACAACUCCAUCAUCCAGUCAAGAACCCUUGUCCUUAGCUGCCAGUUCUUCCUCAGAAGGAUUGAGGCAACGUACCCUUCCACAAGCACAAACGGAUCCAGCACAGAGUCCUCAGUUCCCAUAUGUAAUGCAAGGAAAUGUAGACAACCAGCUUCCCGGGCAAGCCAUACCAGCUGGGUUCCCGGUGUACCCCGGUUUCAGCCCCCUGCAGAUGCUGUGGUGGCAGCAGAUGUAUGCUCAUCAGUAUUAUAUGCAAUAUCAAGCUGCAGUUUCAGCUCAGGCCACAUCAAAUGCCAGCCCAGCCGAGCCUGCUGCUUCACAGCCUCUAAAUUUGGCACAUGUUCCUGGAGAAGAACCCCCACCAGCUCCAAACCUAGUGGCCCAAGAAAAUCGACCCAUGAAUGAGAAUGUUCAAAUGAACGCACAGGGAGGUCCUGUGCUAAACGAAGAAGACUUCAAUCGAGACUGGCUAGACUGGAUGUACACGUUCUCACGAGCUGCCAUUCUCCUCAGCAUUGUAUACUUCUAUUCUUCUUUCAGUCGGUUUAUCAUGGUCAUGGGAGCCAUGCUACUGGUUUAUUUACACCAGGCUGGAUGGUUUCCUUUUAGGCAAGAAGGUCAACAACAGGCUCCCAACAAUAAUGCUGAAGUUAACAAUGAUGGGCAAAAUGCAAACAACCUAGAACUUGAAGAAAUGGAGCGUCUCAUGGAUGAUGGGGUUGAAGAUGAGAGUGGAGAAGAUGCAGGUGAAGAUGCCAGUGCGCUUCAAAGGCCUGGAUUAAUGGCAUCAGCUUGGUCUUUUAUCACCACCUUCUUUACUUCACUAAUACCAGAGGGGCCUCCCCAGGUUGCCAAUUAGACCUGAAAAACUGUGCCAGCUGCAAAGGAGGGUCUGACUUCAGGAAAGUGUUUAAAUAACAGUGCAAUUUCAAAAAAAUUUAUUACUUUUCAUCAUCAUGUACAGAGGUGUUUUUUUCUUUAAGCUUCUCAUGCAUAUGAAUAUUUUAAGCACAAGUGAACUACUAAAUUUGUGAUUUUUUUUUUAAGAUCCUAACAGAACAUAGUGUAACAAUAUUAGUCUUCCAGGUUUUACUAAUUUCAAUUAUGUAUAUUAUACCAAGACAGACCUGUUUGUGCAUCUUAUUUCUUUAGAGAGCUGCUUCACAUAUAAAUGUCUAUAGCUUAUAGUCCAGCCCUUCAAUAUGUAAUUUGAAUAAAUAUGUCUAUUUUCUGUGAAUUAUCCCGAAAUUUUAAACAGAAUGACCUUAUAGUUUUUAAUAAAGAAUAUUAUUUACCUAAAAUGUGCUAGUAGCAUCUUGCCCAGCCAUAAAGCAAUAAACUUCUCAAUAAUCUUACUUUUGACAUUUGAAUAAAUAAUGGAAACUUUAUAUUUUAAGGGCAUGUAUCCCAUAAAUUGGAAUUAGUACCUUAAAAAAAAAAAGGCAGCUCUUAAUGGAAUUAAUAGUGAUAUAAAAUGUUUGAUACAGGCAGUACUUUUAUAAAACAAGAUAUGCUGGAAAUCACUCCCUGUAAUUUUUUUAAAUAAAAAGUCAAUUAUGGUAAA